Paecilomyces variotii is the source of this 717-nucleotide messenger RNA. RefSeq lists its product as hypothetical. Lineage: Eukaryota; Fungi; Ascomycota; Eurotiomycetes; Eurotiales; Thermoascaceae. Gene Ontology annotation, biological process: fungal-type cell wall organization. The transcript has a single exon. The record is from RefSeq and is a predicted model, not a curated record. The coding region runs from base 138 to 635 and encodes 165 amino acids.
CCAUCCCACCGGCCACGUCGGUCCUCUGUCUGGCUUCUGAAAUAAAUAAAUUGCCGCGGAUCCCAAGGUGGAAUUGACUGUAGUGAUCCGGCAGCUCUCCUCCCGACUUCUACGGUCUCGUCAAGAAUUCCUGCACCAUGAAGGCAUCAACCGUUCUCUCGUUCCUCCUUCCUGCGGCAGCAGUGCUUGCAGCUGAGAUCCCCGAAGCUCCUACGGCGGUGGAAGCCAACCCCGCUCCCCCGUCCAUGAUCACGCCAGCACCGGUUGUGGAAGAAGGCCCUGAGGGAGCCAGUGCACUGGAAGCCCGAGAGAUUGUCGCUGGCGCCGCUGCGGCUCAACCGACAGACAUCACGCAGGCUGGUUCGGUGACCACAUAUUGGCCCCAGACGGUUCUACCAAACGGCAAGGUGACGUAUCUACCGGUCACAUAUACACAGACGUUCGCCGAGGUCCCUGAUCAGUGGCCUGCACCGUCGAGCGGCAGCAUCGGGAUGGGAACAUUGACGGGGACAAUUGGAGCGACGAAGACCAUGAAGGCCAGAUCCGUCAGUGAAGGCACGUUGGGCCAGACACCGUGGAUUGGGAUGGCCGUCGGCUUGACAUGUACGGCACUGGCGGCAAUCAUGCUUGGAUAAAACAUUGCUAUACUCCCUUACGCCAUUCAUACGAUAUCGGCACCGCUGCGAUGGUUCCAUCCCGGACUGAGAGGAGCCUAUU